Tachyglossus aculeatus (Australian echidna) is the source of this 2211-nucleotide messenger RNA. It is a transcript of the gene PINK1, whose product is annotated as PTEN induced kinase 1. Lineage: Eukaryota; Metazoa; Chordata; Mammalia; Monotremata; Tachyglossidae. Gene Ontology annotation, cellular component: mitochondrion. Gene Ontology annotation, biological process: autophagy of mitochondrion; regulation of apoptotic process; positive regulation of mitochondrial fission. The record is from RefSeq and is a predicted model, not a curated record. Gene Ontology annotation, molecular function: ATP binding; protein serine/threonine kinase activity.
AUGGAGCGCGGGCGGCCAUGGGCGGUGCGUCAGGCCCUGGGCCGGGGCCUGCGGCUCGGCCGGGAGCUGCUGCUGCGCCUCGCCGGCAGGCCGGGGCUCCCCGAGGGCCGCCGCCCGCCGCCGGCCCGGGGGACGGGCCUCAGGCCCGGGCGGGCUGUUGUCGGCCAAGUCGUCGGCCAUGUCGGCGGCGAGGUUGGCCCAGGUGGCCACUUCCGGUGGCUGUGGUGGGCGCUGAGGGGCCUGUGGGCGCGGGGCCGCCGUGGGGCCGGGGCCGGGGCCGGGGCCCGCUGCCGCCCCGCCUUGGUGGCCCUGGGCCUGGGCCCGGCCGUGCUGACCCGCGGGCAGGACGACGGGACGACGGCCGACGCCGCCUGCCGACACAUCCAGUCCCGGCCUCCAGCCGAGUACCGUUUCCAACCGUGGAACAGCCAGGCAGUCAACGGUGGUUUUAUCAAGUGCUUACUGAUGCCGGAGCCCCGGGCUUUGUGCUCGGGAAAGUUGCAGAAGCGUGGAUCCGUGUCCACGACGGGCUUAGAGGCAAGUUUUACCCAGAAGGACAAGUUGCUUCCCGAGCCCCUGGCUGCGAACCGAUGGCGGGGCUUCCAGCUGGAAGAAUACCUCAUCGGGCAGCCGGUUGGCAAAGGCUGCAGCGCUGCUUGUGUACGAAAGCGACCAUUCCCGGUCCCGCCCCAGGGGCCGGCCGGGGCCCGGGGAGAUCCAGAUGUCCCGAAAAAUCCGGAGUCCGUGGAAACUACUCAGCCCGGUCCCUCCUUUCCCUUAGCCAUCAAGAUGAUGUGGAACAUUGCGGCGGGCUCCUCCAGCGAAGCCAUCCUCAGCACCAUGAGCCAGGAGCUGGUGCCGGCCACCCGCCUCGCCCUGUCCGGACAGUACGGGGCUUUCGCCCACAGGAAGCGUUUGGGCGGUCCCAAGCGACUGACAUCCCACCCCAACGUCAUCCAGGUCCUGCGGGCCUUCACCUCAGCGGUGCCUCUGCUGCCCGGCGCUCUGGCCGACUACCCUGAUGUGCUCCCCCCUCGCCUGCAUCCCUCCGGCCUGGGCCACACCCGCACCCUCUUCCUCGUCAUGAAGAACUAUCCCUGUACUCUGCGCCAGUACCUGCAGGCGAGCACUCCAAGCCCCCGCCUCAGCACAAUGAUGAUCUUGCAGUUACUGGAAGGUGUCGAUCACUUGGUUCAACAGGGCAUAGCGCAGGACUUACAAUCUGACAACAUCCUGGUGGAAUUUGAUUCAGGUAGGUGUCCCAGGCUGGUGAUCACAGACUUCGGUUUGCUGCCUGGGCCGAUGACAGCGUCGGGCCUGCGGCUGCCUUUCACCAGCUGGUAUGUGGAUCGGGGAGGAAACGGCUGCCUGAUGGCCCCAGAGGUAAUUCCCGCUGGGGUGUGUCCACUGGCCUGCCCCGGCCCCGGGGUCGUGAUCGACUACAGCAAGCGGACGCCUGGGCCCCGUGGGCGGCCAAUCGCCUACGAGAUCCUCGGGCUCCCCAACCCCUUCAACGGCCAAGGAAGGGCCCACCUCGAAAGCCGCAGUUACCGCGAGACUCAGCUGCCCGUCCUCCCGGGGGACCGUGCCCCUCGGAACGUGAGGCAGCUGGUAAGAUCACUGCUCCAGCGGGAGCCCGGCAAGAGACCGUCAGCUCGCGUGGCGGCCAACGUGCUGCACCUGAGCCUGUGGGGGGAGAGCCUUCUCGCCCCCGGAGAGAAGCUGAGGCCGGCCGAGGUGACCGGCUGGCUCCUCCGCCACUCCGGCCGCCACCAUACUGAGCCGGAGCCGCAGCCCGCGCCAGCUGCACGGAAGACCAAGCUGAAGCAGUGCUUCCUGGCCAACCUGGAUUACGAGGCCCCUGUGCCAGGCGGCCUAUUCCUGCUGCGCUCGUGGAGGGCAGCCCCGUGAUGGCUUCGCCUGGGAACCCGCGCACACCCCGCCAACCCCGUCCGGACUGGGAGAGAAACCUGUCACCCUCAGGUUUGGGAUACGCUUAAGGUUAGAAGUCAGUUCUUCACUUUGGCAGAGAUCUCAAUCCAGCAUCUUUCGCCAAGCCCUUCGGGAUACGCUUAAAUUCUUCAGAUUAGAAGCUUCGUCUUCACCUUUGGCAGAGAUCUCAAUCCAGCAUCUUUGCCAGGCCCUUCAUUAACAUGCUUUCUUUUGCACGGUGAAUUCGUAGAUGUUUAUGUGAACUCGCUCCUUUGGUUU